CAAUCAUCAACAGUCAACAUGUCGUAUUGCUGCUCAUAUUCCCUUUGCUUUCAUGAUUAAUUAGCUGCUUGCUCCAACUUUGCAAUCCCCAUCACAAUUGCCCCUCGCCACAAUGCCGAGCGACGAAGACUGUGCGAACCCGAUGCUUGUGAAGAUCAUGAAAGAAUGGUGGGAUAAGGCUCGAGACCGCAACAGCAAGGGACAACUUUCUUACAAGAAAGCUUAUGAUGCAUUGAAAGGGUGCCCACUCAAGUUUGAUCACGCUUCGGAAGCCACAAUGCUCUCUGGCAUUGGACCAACAUUUGCUAAGAAGCUUGCAGAGGCCGUGGAAGAUCACUGCAGAAAAAACAACCUGCCAAUACCCAAGAAGCCCAGGAAGAAGAGGAAGCUGAAUCUUGGCGAGGACGGAGAUACCGGAGAGUCUGCGUCGCCAUCACCAAAGAAGAAGAGAAAGCCCAAGCCAUAUGUACCGGCUUUGAGAUCAGGCCCAUAUGCCAUCAUGUUGGCGUUGUCCACGUUGGAUGAAGAUCAUGCUGGAAUCGACAAGCAACGGGUCAUCGCAUUGGCACAACAGCAUUGUGAUUCGUCUUUCACGGUACCCCAGGACGCCGGGAAAUUUUACACAGCUUGGAACUCCAUCGGUACUCUCAAGGAUAAGGAUCUUGUUUCGGAGAAGGGUAGGCCGACCAAGAAAUAUGCAUUGACCGAUGAUGGAUGGGAAGUAGUCAAUAGGAUCAAGAAGGCCAGCGAUCCAUCUCAAGGCCGUUUAGAUACAUUCGUAGGCGCUCAGAGGGCUACGACGGACAACGACGACGAUUCUCCUGAUGUUGCAGGAAGUCCUAUUCCGGCUUCAGCUCCAGGUCUACCUAUUGAACCGUCUAUGGACUCUGCGACUGCGGACCUCAUUCCACAAGGAUCAGUGGUCGCCAAUCCUAACGCUCUGCCAACCUUCAGUCCGAUUGUGCUCGAGCCUGGCUCCUUCACGGUCGAAUUGGUCCUCGACAACCGUGAAAUCUUUGGGAAGAAUGAUCGAGACUACAUGGAGAAGAACCUCACUGCAAAGGGAGUCAUACCAAGCGUACGUGCUCUGAAGUUGGGCGAUGUACUUUGGGUUGCCAAAAUGCACGAUCCUGGACUGUUGAAUCGACGGGGUCUUGAGGGCGACGAGAUCAUGUUAGACUACGUUGUUGAGAGGAAAAGACUCGAUGACCUUGUGUCUUCAAUCAAAGACGGUCGCUUUCACGAACAAAAGUUUCGACUGCGCAAAUCAGGAAUCAAGAACGCAAUCUACAUCGUAGAAGAAGUCACCACUCGUUCAGACUCAAUUACGAAUAUGGCGGAAGCGAUCACAACUGCCAUUGCAUCUUCUCAAGUCAUCGACGGCUAUUUCGUCAAGAGGACCCUCAAGAUGGAUGACACAAUCCGCUAUCUCGUUGGCAUGACGAAACUCUUGAAGCAGAAAUAUGAGAGCAAGUCAUUGCAUGUCAUUCCAACGAGUGUUGUUACAGUGAACAACUACAAUCCUCUGCUAGCACAUUUAGAAAAGAAAGAGCCUGCGAUCGACUAUCAUCUCACCUACGACGCCUUCGCCUGUCUCGGAUCCAAGUCAGAAACUUUGACAUUACGUGACAUUUUCCUCAAGAUGCUCAUGUGCACAAGAGGUCUGACGGGGGAGAAGGCAAUCGAACUGCAGAAGAAAUGGAAGACUCCUAUCGAGCUCAUCGAAGCAUAUCGGAAGAUUGAGGAUGUGCACGGGAGUGGUGAAGUGGGCAAGAACAGGAAAUGGGAUAUGGUGUCGAAGGCGAUGGACCAUCCUGUUCCGAGGAAGAAGAUUGCGAAGGCUUUGAGUACAAAGAUUGCGGAAACUUGGGGCGACGCUUCGACGGCGAUGGCAUGAAUUGGUUGUCUGAUAUUUGAAGUUUUGAACUAAUGUGUUUGGUACGCAGCUGUCUGUUAUUGACAUUGGAAUUGGAGUUUGGUCGUAACGUACGAGUAACAAAGCGUCACCUUCGUGUCGAUACUUAUUGUUCAAACAUAUGUUUUGUUUUGUUUGAUCAUUUCUCAGAUAUGUCCGGAUUGAAUAUCGUUGAAUCAUGCUGGG
Molecule: messenger RNA, 2101 nt
Organism: Mollisia scopiformis
Lineage: Eukaryota; Fungi; Ascomycota; Leotiomycetes; Helotiales; Mollisiaceae
Exons: 1
Coding region: 113-1897 (594 amino acids)
Biological process (GO): DNA catabolic process; mitotic intra-S DNA damage checkpoint signaling; double-strand break repair via break-induced replication
Cellular component (GO): nucleus; Holliday junction resolvase complex
Molecular function (GO): DNA binding; 3'-flap endonuclease activity; crossover junction DNA endonuclease activity
Source: RefSeq, a predicted model, not a curated record